AUGUCCAAACUUACUGGAACACAUUCAGAAGUCUCCGCCAUAGAUUUCACUACCCUCACCACCGUUCCUGGCACCGUAAAGGUUCAUGGUGCUCCCAUACAAAUUCUCGAUCUCCCUGGGAUUAUCGAGGGUGCUAACGAUGGGAGAGGAAGAGGUCGACAAGUCAUCGCCGGUGCGCAUACCGAAUCAUCGCCUCACCAUAACCAUUAA
Molecule: messenger RNA, 210 nt
Organism: Marasmius oreades (fairy-ring Marasmius)
Lineage: Eukaryota; Fungi; Basidiomycota; Agaricomycetes; Agaricales; Marasmiaceae
Exons: 3
Coding region: 1-210 (69 amino acids)
Biological process (GO): cytoplasmic translation
Cellular component (GO): cytoplasm
Molecular function (GO): GTP binding; GTPase activity
Source: RefSeq, a predicted model, not a curated record